AUGACCUCUUCCACUUGGCUUCCAUCUGAUUUAAUCGAAUGGUGGGGUCAAACCUCCGUUGUGGUUGAAAAUUGGCUCUAUAUUGAUGGUGGUGAGAUAUGGGCUAAAUCUCUCUCCGCAAAUAACUCGGGGGUACCCCUCCUAUGCAGCUUUUCAAUCAAUUUAUCUUCAUCCUGGAAUACGAGUAACUAUGUCGCCCAAAUAUUUGCCCUUCCAGAUUUUAGUCGGGUCGGACCAAAAGGAGCAGACAUGAUGACAAGAAGCCCAACCAUGUGGUAUGAUCCAGUCCAGAAAUCCAUCUUCAGAUUCGGUGGUUGGUCUUUUUACAGCCCCCCUGUAGCAGUAUAUGCAUUUCCUGUAGAUGAUAAAGGAAGUGUCAGUUGGACUGUGAACUACACUGGAGCUACUCCAAAUGCAUAUUACAGUUUAGGUGGCAACAUGGUUGGAUCAACCGAUCCGGGACUUGUAGGGCUAGGAAUCAGCACGGUACCAUUGACAGGCAUGGUGGAGUAUAAUUUCGAAAAUACACAAUGGACCAACUCGAGUAGUACAAAUUAUGGCGGAACAGUAUUUGGUGGGCACUCAGGUUUCGGAUCGGGAGGGGAAGGUUUAUACGUACCCAUCUUUGGACAGGAGGGAAAUAUUAUCUUUUUGGGUGGAGAUGCUCCAUUCACUCAAACAGUAUCGUCAAAAGGCUCCAACCCGGUCCCCAUGAAUCAGAUUACCAUCUAUGAUAUUCACACUCGGGAGUUCUAUUUGCAGAAUGCAGGAGGUGAUAGUAUUCCCUUUCCGAGGACAAACUUUUGUGCAGUUGGAGCAGGUUCUUCGGAUAAUUCGACAUGGGAGAUAUUUAUAUAUGGAGGUUUUCAUUUGGGGGAUAUCAAUAGCUUUGGUCUUGAUAAAGUGUAUAUUCUCACGCUUCCAGCAUUUCAGUGGGUAGAAACCCCAGCCACGGGAGGUACAGUACGAAGCGGUCAUCAUUGCCAAAUAAUCGGACAGCGACAAAUGUUAAGUAUAGGAGGCCAUGGCAAUGAUUUCGAUAGCCAAGAUCCUUGGACAAGCGGGAUGGGAAUAUUUGACAUGACGAAAUUGACUUGGGGAUUCAAUUACAACGCAAAAGCUGCACCUUAUACUCCUCCCGCUCUCGUCACCAAUUACUAUAAUGCAUCGAGUCGAUUCCCAGUUUUCAAUAACGCAAGUCUGGCCGCAAUUAUCAACGUUACGGCGACCGGAGCAUCUGUAUCCCUCGACAACUCGACAUCAAUUCCUUCCGCUACGAAUACUUCUACAACCUCCGGAGAAAACUCAAACACGCCUAUCACAUCACAAAGGUUGAACACUGGCGCCAUAGUAGGAGGUAUAGUGGGUGGCGUCGUAGUGGUAAUUCUCCUAACUGUCUUUGGAUAUCUAGUCUGGCGACGGCGACAAAAACGACAAGUAAAAAUUGGUACCACGUUGAAAUCUGAGACUUCCUCAGUUUCUCCUGCUCAAGCUAUAGGUUUGCAAGAAAUGGACGAGCAGCCUUGGAUCGCGGAACUUAAUGCUGGAUUACGGCCAGAGAUGGAUGAGCAAAGGAGGACAGUGGAAUUGAAUGGGAGUGUUGUACUGGAAAUUGAUGGCACUGGCAUUGCUACUAAGAGAAGCAGGAGGGGUUGA
Molecule: messenger RNA, 1656 nt
Organism: Sclerotinia borealis F-4128
Lineage: Eukaryota; Fungi; Ascomycota; Leotiomycetes; Helotiales; Sclerotiniaceae
Source: the annotation of a GenBank genome assembly